AUGAAUGCUUCCUAUUUGAAUUAUCCACAGAUCGACAGCACAGUGAGAAGGGGAGAAGAAACAGAAGGCACUCUUGGACCGUUUCUCCUUUUCUUCAGGAAGGCUCUGGCCUUAGACGCAGUCCGUGUACAUGUUAACAUUGGCCCACGCUUGAGACAAGGCCUUCGAGUUACUUCGUGUGAAUACCGAGCCACUUCUCAAAGGACUUCAGUUUCUCAGUAUAUCACUGGUUCUCUGUUAGAGGCAACUACAUCUUUGGGUGCAAGAAGUGGCCUUUUAAAUACUUUUGGAGGAUCAGUAGGAAGAACAAUGCUGAAAGAACGUCAACCAUGUACCUCCAUGGCCAGUUCAACCAGCCUCCCUUCAAAUGUGGCUGGUCUAAGUAAUGAGCUUAUAGAACUUCAACACCUCAUCCAGUUCCCAGAAGAAGUAGCUUGUAUUCUGACUGAACAGGAGCAGAGUAUCUACCGACAAGUGUUGCCUGUGGACUAUCUUUGCUUCUUAACCAGGAACUUGGGAAAUGCUGAAUGCCAGAGUAAACUUCCAUGCCUCAAGGCUACGGUAUCUGCAUCUAUCCUUACUUCCCAGAACAGUGAGCAUAAUGCUCUGGAAAAUCUUGUAACAAGAUUUAAUGAGGUGAGUUCUUGGGUGACGUGGCUGAUACUCACAGCAGGCACCAUGGAAGAAAAACGGGAAGUCUUCUCAUAUUUAGUACACAUUGCAAAAUGCUGCUGGAAUAUGGGCAACUACAAUGCUGUUAUGGAAUUCUUGGCUGGCCUCAGGUCCAGGAAGGUUUUAAAGAUGUGGCAGUUUAUGGACCAGUCUGACCUUGAAACCAUGAGAAGUCUGAAGGAUGCAAUGGCCCAACAUGAAUCUUCCUCUGAAUACAGGAAAGUGGUGAACCGGGCUCUGAAUAUUCCUGGCUGUAAAGUGGUUCCUUUUUGUGGUGUCUUUUUAAAGGAGCUUUGUGAAAUUCUAGAUGGAACAUCUGGAUUUAUGAAACUUUGCCCACGAUAUAACUCACAAGAAGAAACUUUAGAGUUUGUAGCCGAUUACAAUGGACAAGAUAAUUUCUUACAACGAGUAGGCCAAAAUGGCUUAAACAACCCGGAGAAGGAAUCCACCGUUAACAAUAUUUUUCAAAUUAUCCGGAGCUGUAAUCGCAGUCUGGAACCUGAAGAAGAAGAAAGCUUUAGUGAAGGCAGCGAUUCAAGGAAAAACUCCUUGAAGGAUAAAACCCGAUUGCAGUUUAUAAUUGGAGAACUGUCUGAUUCAGAAAGUGAUAUUUUUGAGCAGGCAAAAGAAUGGGAUUUCCAUGGAACAGAAGAAGAGCAUAAAGCAUUCAACCAUGGGACAGAACUCAUUCCGUGGUAUGUGUUGUCUAUUAGAGCUGAUGUCCAUCAGUUCAUACUCCAAGGAGCCACCGUCAUUCACUAUGACCAGGAUACACAUCUAUCUGCACGCUGUUUUCUUCGGCUUCAACCUGAUAAUAGUACUUUGACCUGGAUAAAACCUACAACUGCCUCAUUAGCCAAUACUAAAGCCAAAUUAGGCAUCACGGGAAACAUAGCUGAGCCUAGCAAACUUCAAUCACUUGGCAAUACUGGAUUAAAUGGAUUGGUGGAAGGUUUCUUGGAUUUGUUUUCAGCCAAGGCUGUGUACAUGGGACAUCCUGGCAUUGAUAUGCACACUGUGUGUGUUCAGAACAAACUCAGUAACAUGUCCCUUUUAGAGAAUAGUGUGACACUGCUUUAUGGGCUUCAGACUACUGAUAAUAGAUUGUUACAUUUUGUGGCACCAAAGCACACUGCUAAAAUGUUAUAUGAUGGAUUAUUAGAAUUAACAAAAGCUGUAAGAAAAAUGAGGAAAUUUCCUGACCAGCGACAACAGUGGCUAAGGAAGCAAUAUGUCAGCCUCUAUCAGGAGGAUGGAAGAUUUGAAGGUCCGACUUUGGCUCAUGCUAUUGAACUGUUUGGUGGCAGACGUUGGACUACACGAAAUACAAGCCCAGCAACACUGUCUAAAAGUGUGGAGAAACCCGUUGUCCAAAGGAACAACACCCUUGGGAUAAGUGCAAAUAAGAAAAAGAAAAAAAUCCUUAUGAGGGGUGAAAGUGGAGAGGCUACUGAUGAUGAGAUGGCCACACGAAAGGCAAAAAUGUAUAAGGAGUGUCGUGGCCGCAGUGGCUCAGAUCCUCAAGACCUUAAUGAGCAAGAAGAAGCAGAUCAGAAUGCCAUCAUUAGUCUUUCUAAUAAUCUGCCCUCCAGAAGAGCUCACUCUUUGACUACAGCUGGAUCUCCUAACUUAGCUGCUGGAGCACCUUCACCAGGCAGACCACUCUCCUCACCUGUAUUGUCACCUUCAAGCAAGAGUCAGCCUAAUACAUGGAGCAGCAGUAGUUGGCACGGCCGAGUUAAAGGCGGACUGAAGGGAUUCCAAAAUUUCAUGGUUUCGGAUAGUAACAUGAGUUUUGUUGAAUUUGUAGAGCUGUUCAAGUCAUUCAGUGUACGGAGUCGAAAGGACCUCAAGGAUCUGUUUGACAUCUAUGCUGUGCCCUGCAGUAGAUUGGGCUCUGAGUCUGUGCCACUCUAUACAAACCUGAGAAUUGAUGAAAAUACCAGCGGCCUUCAGCCUGAUUUAGAUUUGUUAACCAGGAAUGUGUCUGAUUUGGGCCUGUUCAUUAAGAAUAGGCAGCAGUUAUCGGACAACCAGAGGCAGAUAUCCGAUGCCAUCGCUGCUGCUAGUAUUGUGACUAACGGUUCUGGAAUAGAAAGCACCACGCUCGGUGUCUGUGGGGUUGGCAUACUGCAGCUUAAUGACUUUUUAGUGAAUUGCCAAGGAGAGCACUAUACUUAUGAUGAGAUCCUCAGCAUUAUUCAGAAAUUCGAGCCUAGUGUGAGUAUGUGUCAGCAAGGUCUAAUGUCGUUUGAAGGAUUUUCCAGGUUUCUGAUGGAUAAAGAUAAUUUUGCUUCACAAAAUGAUGAAUCACUGGAGAAUGUUAAAGAAUUGCAGUUACCACUCUCCUAUUACUACAUUGAAUCUUCGCACAACACCUACCUCACAGGACACCAGCUUAAAGGAGAGUCCUCAGUGGAGCUGUAUAGCCAGGUCCUCUUGCAGGGCUGUCGGAGUGUGGAAUUAGACUGUUGGGAUGGUGAUGAUGGAAUGCCAAUUAUUUAUCAUGGACAUACACUCACUACCAAGAUUCCCUUCAAGGAAGUAGUUGAAGCCAUUGAUCGCAGUGCCUUUAUCAACUCCGACCUGCCCAUCAUAAUAUCCAUAGAAAAUCACUGCUCAUUGCCUCAACAACGAAAAAUGGCAGAAAUUUUCAAGAAUGUAUUUGGAGAAAAACUAGUUGCCAAGUUUUUGUUUGAGAGUGAUUUCUCUGAUGAUCCAAUGCUUCCUUCACCCGACCAACUUAGGAGAAAAGUGCUUCUUAAAAACAAAAAGCUGAAAGCGCAUCAGACUCCAGUGGAUAUAUUAAAGCAAAAGGCUCAUCAGUUGGCAUCGAUGCAAACACAGACCAGUAAUGGUGGUAAUGCCAAUCCUACCCCUGCUAAUAAUGAAGAAGAGGAAGAUGAGGAGGAUGAAUAUGAUUAUGACUAUGAAUCUCUUUCUGAUGACAACAUCCUGGAUGACCGACCUGAAAGUAAGUCAACUAAUGACAAAUUACAGUUUGAGUACAAUGAAGAAAUUCCCAAGAGGAUAAAGAAAACUGACAGCUCUGUUUGCAACAAAGGAAAGGUUUAUGACAUGGAACUGGGUGAAGAAUUUUAUCUUCCACAGAAUAAAAAAGAGAGUAGACAAAUAGCCCCAGAGCUUUCUGACCUUGUCAUCUACUGCCAAGCUGUAAAAUUUCCAGGAUUGUCAACUUUAAACCCAUCUGGCUCUAGCAGAGGAAAAGAAAGGAAAAGCAGGAAGUCCAUUUUUGGCAACAAUCCGGGCAGAUUAAGCCCUGGGGAGACAGCAGCAUAUACCAAAACAUCUGGAAAAAGUUCCUUUGAUGGUGUGCGGCAGACCUGGGAAGAAGUUUGUUCUCUCAACACAGCCCCGUCGCUCAGUGCUAUCAUUAGGACGCCAAAAUGCUACCACAUCUCAUCCCUGAACGAGAAUGCGGCCAAGCGCCUCUGCCGCCGGUACUCUCAGAAGCUGAUUCAGCACACCGCCUGCCAGCUGCUGAGGACGUACCCUGCAGCCACACGCAUUGACUCUUCCAACCCCAACCCGCUCUUGUUCUGGCUACAUGGGAUCCAGCUGGUCGCGCUCAACUACCAAACAGACGAUCUACCCUUACACUUAAAUGCAGCAAUGUUUGAAGCAAAUGGUGGCUGUGGUUAUGUUCUAAAACCCCCUGUCCUGUGGGACAAGAACUGUGCUAUGUACCAGCACUUUUCUCCGCUGGAAAGAGAUAUGGGCAACAUGGAGCCUGCUCUCUAUUCUUUAAGUAUUGUCUCUGGUCAGAAUGUGUGUCCUAGUAACAGCACAGGAAGUCCAUGUAUUGAAAUCGACGUCCUGGGAAUGCCACUGGAUAGCUGCCAUUUUCGCACUAAGCCCAUUCAUCGAAAUCCUCUUAACCCCAUGUGGAAUGAACAGUUUCUCUUCCGAGUUCAUUUUGAAGAUCUUGUAUUUCUUCGUUUUGCGGUUGUUGAAAACAACAGUUCAGCUGUAACUGCCCAAAGAAUCAUUCCACUGAAGGCUUUGAAAAGAGGAUAUCGGCAUCUUCAGCUGAGAAGCCUACAUAAUGAAGUCUUAGAAAUCUCUAGCUUGUUCAUAAACAGCAGGAGGAUGGAAGAAAAUUCCAGUGGCAGUGCUGUGGCAGCAUCCUUGAUGUUCAGCACAGAAGAAAGAAAAAAUCUGGAGACAUACAAGGUCACAGUACGUGGGAUUCCAGGUCCUGAGCCAUUUACUGUUUUUAUUAUAAAUAAAGAGACUAAAGCAAAGCAGCUUCUUCACCAAAUUUUGACUACUUCACAAGGUUCCAUACCAAUCACCACAGACUGCUUUUUGAUGGAAGAAAAAUAUUUUAUAUCUAAAGAAAAAAAUGACUUCAGGAAACAGCCAUUCCAGAGAAUAAUCAGUCCAGAAGAAGAGAUUGUGCAGAUUUUGAACAGCUGGUUCCCAGAAGAAGGUUAUGUUGGAAGGAUUAUUUUUAAAGUCCAGGAGGAACACCCAGAGGAGAAGAACAUCUUCCCGGAAGAGAAGGAGGUGACCUUGAGCUCAGAAGAUGAAAGCUUCUUUGUACAAGUCCAUGAUGUGUCCCCCGAGCAGCCCCGCACGGUCAUCAAAGCCCCCCGGGUCAGCACUGCCCAGGAGGUCAUCCAGCAGACUUUGUGCAAAGCAAAAUAUUCUUACAGUAUUUUGAGCAAUCCCAACCCAAGUGACUAUGUGCUUCUGGAGGAGGUGCUGAAGGAAUCUGCUAACAAGAAAUCUUCCACACCCAAGUCUUCUCAGAGGGUUCUUGGAGACCAGGAGUGUGUGUUCCAGGCUCAAAGCAAGUGGAAGGGAGCAGGGAAAUUCAUCCUUAAGCUAAAAGAGCAGGUUCAGGCAGCUCGAGAUGAUAAAAGAAAAGGCAUUUCCUUUGCUAAUGAACUUAAGAAAUUUACCAAGUCUAGUAAGCAGUAUCGAGGAUUCAUGUCACCCUCUCAGCUUUCAGUAGCAGAAAGUGUCCAGGUGAAGGAAGAAAAACCUGUGGGCAGCUUCUCUUCUAAUGACACGAUGCACCAUCACCCAUGAGCACCUUCAGUUUGUUCCAUCCAGGUGCAGUGCCCUUCUUACGUGGAAAAAACAAAAUUAAAAAGCAGACAGCAGGAAGUACACGGACAGUUUCUGAAUGGAGACUUUCUUCUACUGACAGCAUUCAGUUCUUGCUGCCUGGUCCCCCUCCAUCUUCCUGAGGAAGGCAUGUGCAGGUCAGCGGGACAUCUGCACCUGUGCCACAGGUUACAAUCGUCAGAGAAAGGACUAUGCUCCUUACACUUUCCUUGAUGCAGAGAAGUGGAUUUAGAGAAUACCAGUGUCUAUCACUGCACAUUGUUUGACUAUCUGGCAUCACUAGGCAUUGCAAAUGUGAAUACAGCUUUUAGAAUGACAGCAUGUUGUAAUGAGUGGCCUUUGCAGGAGGCCGGAUUCGGAGGUUCAAGGCUGCUGCAGUGAGCCUGGCUUCCCGGCAGCCUUACACUCUUGGUCUUGGUCGAGGUUCCUUUUCUGUGUCAGGGGGAGUGACAAAUACAUGAGUACAUUUCACUGAAUGUAUCACUGUUCCAUUCCCUCUCUUUCUAGUUUUUCCUCACAGAAUCUUAGAUGGUAUAACACUAAUUAAUUUAACAUAUCUACUGACCUCUUGACAAAAGGAACUUUUUAGCAAAACUAGUUUUUCAACUCUGUGUUUAAAGUAAAAUUAUUUAUUUUAUUGACCCAAGGUAUGUACUGACACUGUAGUGAUAUAUUUAUUAUUCAUGGGCUUUUAUAUCUCCUUCAUAUUAGAAGAGUAUUAUUUAGGGAUUCUGUUAGAAAAUUUCCUAAUAAGAAAAAUCCUAUUCUGAACAUUUGAAAUUGGCCAAAACGUAAUGCAAAAAGUUUUGAUACCAUUUCUGACAACAUAGCAAAUGUUUAUCCAAGACUGAAUUUAAAGUUCAAUAUAAAUUUUGAAACUUUUGCUAUAGAAAAGAAAGGCACAGAGAAGAGAAAGGAAGAGAAAAUCAAGGCAUAGCUUGACCUCAGUGCAUGCUGUCAAGCAGCAAUUUGGAUAAUUGUGCUUCUCCUGUUGGCUGAAUUCUAAUUUAAAAUAAGUAUCCCCACGGGAAAAAUGGGCAACAACAUAUCUCAUUAAAAUGACACUCAAGAAGCCUAAUCUUCUCAUCAGAGAGCUCUGCAUGUCAGUCCUCAGUGUAGUCUCCAGGCACUGAACUCUCCUAAGUCAUCCUGUCUGUGCCUGGGUCCUCAACACUUUCAUUCAAAGAGUAAGUUAUCAAAAUGUCUCAGUCGCAGCUGAAUUCCCUCUCGUAGCUCAUCCCUGGACUCUAUGAACUGUGAGGGCUGAAGCAGCCAAACUGGUUGGAGAAGACAACAGGGCCUCCUGUUUACAUAGUGCUCUUCUCCUAAUCCCGUCAGGAAGUGACAGGUCUGCUAUUCUCAUUUUUAGGCAGAGGAAACCAUGACUCAUGGAGUCUGCAGUCCCACCAGGACCAGCUCCUUCUCUUUUCAGCCGGAGCAAAAAAAAGUUUUUCCAAAUUUCUGUUUUAGAAGUGAAAUUAUUUAUUGACCCAAGGUACAUGGUAACACUGUAGUAAUAAUAUUUAUUACAUAUGGCUUCAUCUGGGAACAGAACCAACUGUAGCAGUUCAAUGGUACGAUAUACGUACACAGUCACGUACACUAAUCACAUCGGAUGCUAAGUUCAUGACAUAAAAAGGGAUGCUAUCUAUUCCUUAAAAUAUAUCCCUCAUCAGAGAACUCUUAUCAAACUUCAGUAAAUAGUAACUAAAGCUGUUGGUUCAAUUGCAGUCAUUGCUCAUUAAUGUUUGUAGGGGGCUCAUUGUCUGUCUGAUGUGUGGCAUUUACUAUAGCCAGUACCCCUAUAGUUUCCUAAUAGUUUUGUGGAGUGGUGGUCACUAAGGAAAUGUGAAUAUCUAAGUUAAUCUAUCUAGAUUCUUAAAUUGACUAAAUGUAAAAGCAAAAUUGUACUAAGUAUCUGAAAAGUAAAGUCAACUGCUAUCCCUUUUCCAUUUAAUGGUGUUAUAUACUUAUAGUCAACUUUCUCUAGAAUACAUAUUCUGUGUACUAGUUGAAAAAUAAGACCUCUGAUGCUUAACGUAAGUUACAUAAAAUUGUCACACUGUAAAUCAAGAUGUUUUUUCUUCCUGUGAAUGAUCCUAGAACUUGAGAGUGGGUCUGUUUUUCAUCUUCGUAGGAAUCUGGGUCACAGGCUUAUGUGAGGUGUGAGCAAAUGAGAAGAAAGUGAACACGAAGCCAAGUGCAUCAAAGACUCUUAGGAAAAUCACCAAAAAUACAACUAUGUGCCCUCACAAGUAACACUACAAAACAAUGAAGGCCAAAUCUGAGUAAGGCAUUAGUUCUAAAGAUCAUGUGCAGAAGUCCAUAAAGAAAAAUGUUUGUGUAAGAGUCCUCUCUUGAGGCUAGUUCUACUUUUCAAAUGACAAAAGGUCAGUAAGCACAAGAAGGCCUUUUAUGGCAUCAAAGCCUCUCUGGAAGCUUCUCAUUAAAUCCUAGGCUGCAAGUAGCACAUCUGUAGCACUGGGGACUCUAUAUAACUCCUCCUAUUUUCUACAAUUCAUGCUUAAAAGUUUUCCCCAAAUGACUUAAUCAUACUUUAAAAAAAAUUAAAUAUUUAACAACCUUUUUAAACUUCUUGUGCUAAUUUAUUCAAACUGAAAUCAUCGAGAGUCAUUUGCCAGGAAUGUUUCCUUUAUCUGCCUUUUGAUGCUUAUAGCUGACUAGCACCACUCCCUUCCCCUUUGAGUUUUUUUUAUCUUCAGCAACAAUGCUGAAGGUCCUUGAUGAACAAACACCCUGUGCAACCUCCCCCCAAAAAAAGGCUAGAGGAUAUUUUUUCUUGCAAAAAUCCAAAAUUUAAUGCAUUCAUCAAGUACAUCACUGGUCCAAGAACAUUAACACUACAAAUCAGCACCACAGGAUGAAGGAACUUUCCAUUUCCCCUCAAAUUACUCAUCAGAAAUGAAAAUAGUACAUAGUAUUCCAUUUCAACACUUAUCUUUUUAGUAUAUUACUAGUAGUUCCGGCAUACCUUUAUUUUAAGAUAAUUCUUACCUGGUGACCCAAUACUUUAACAAGGCUAAAUUAAAUCAGGCAGUUCAAAUGCAAUGCCAGGUCAGCUUUUAAUUUUCAUGUUGGAAAACAGUAGGAUUUAUAUUGUUAGUCCUCCACUCUAGCCCACAAUCUCCCACCCUCCCACCCCAUCCAAAUCCUACACUCAUCCUUUAAGGCUCACAUCCUCUACGAAGCCUCUCCCAACUACUUAAGGCUACAAUCAUUGCUCACUCACCUGAAGUCAAUUCAAAUUCACAAACAGUAAGUACCCCUUAUAUAUGUGAAAUACACUGUGCUUAGAUACCCAAGGAUACAGUUUCUGGCCUCAAAGGGCUUACCUCAUACUAGAAGAUAAAUAUAUCACUAGAUCUCGUUCAUACUUCUCACUUGCACUUAAGAGAAAUGCUUUACAUCAUCAUCUGGUUCACAUCAAGGUGUUUGCGUCCCAACGAUAUUUUAAGCUUAAGGGCCCAGAUCUUACAAUUGUGUCUCUUUUCCCUUUUAUCAGGCCCUGGCCCAUGCUCAUAAUAGGUACUCAAACCUUACUGAACAGAACAAUUAAGGUGGUUUCAGAACACAGCCUCUCUACGCAUAAAUAUGUUAAUAUUUAUCACCUAUUAUUUUGCUGUAAUCCUUAUUAUGACAACUCCUAGGGUAUUCAGUGACACCAGUUAGACAACACUGUGUUCCCAGUGUACAUCUCAAAACAUGUCACACACCGAGAGCAUCCAUUAGGGAUGCUUUAUAGAGUUGGGAAAUUUUCGUACAUUGAGUUUCUAUUAAAUUUUAAAACUGAUUUUUCACCUUAACUGUUUUCUGCCAAUUUGAAGUACAAUUGUAUAUGUAUAUGUUUGAAAAAUAAAUGGUUUGUGAUGUC
Molecule: messenger RNA, 9664 nt
Organism: Trichosurus vulpecula (common brushtail)
Lineage: Eukaryota; Metazoa; Chordata; Mammalia; Diprotodontia; Phalangeridae
Gene: PLCE1
Product: phospholipase C epsilon 1
Biological process (GO): phosphatidylinositol-mediated signaling; small GTPase-mediated signal transduction; lipid metabolic process
Molecular function (GO): guanyl-nucleotide exchange factor activity; phosphatidylinositol-4,5-bisphosphate phospholipase C activity
Source: RefSeq, a predicted model, not a curated record